UCCCCCAAGAAAAAGAAUACAAAAAUACCAAAUCAAAAUAGUUUCCUUCCAUUCCGUUUUGCAUUGUCAUUUUUUGCUGUUUAACAAAAUUAAAUUUAAACAAAAAAAAAUUAAAGAAAACCAACAUUUAUAAAAUAAUUUGAUUUCCAUUAAAAUAAAACUCUUCAUAUCUUGAUUCAAAUGCAAUGAAAUGCUUCCCAGGCAGUACAAUAACACCUACGAUUUGGAUUUUCGCAAAAGACAAAUCGACACGCUAAAGAUUUUCAAUGACAAUGUUCGUGAAAUAACCGAAAAUGAAGAUUACACUAUCCAAUUUGAAUCGGGUGGUCGAAUUUUUUACCUAAACGUCCAACUUGGUAAGAAUUUUCCCACGGAAAAACCAAAAAUAAUUGUAUCUCCACUUGUCCAACAUCAUUGGGUUAAUUCGAAUGGAUUUGAUGUUGAAAAUGCCCCUGGAUUGCUUAACUAUUCUAAGCAUUCUGAUUUGGGAAGAGUUGUUCAGGCCAUAAUAAGAGAAUUUGAAAAAUUUCCUCCACCACUAUUAUCAACAAAUGAAGUCAGUCCUAAUGCAUCUGCAGGUAGCAGCAAAGAUGGUUCACCAUUAGAUAAUUUAACAAUACCUUCAAACACGGAUCAUGAUCUACCAAACUUAUCAGCUAUGUCCUUAGACGAACUCAAAAAAUUGGACACGGAUCCAGAAUUCUUUGAUGACUUUAUCGAAGAGAUGUCAGUUGUUCAGCAUCUAAAUGAAGAAUUGGACUCAAUGAUUAACCAAGUUGAAAACAUAUCAAGAGAAAACGAAUCAAAAGAAUCUAAUUUAAGUGAACUUAAACUCAAACUGAAUGAUGACGUCACAGCCUUAAAAAAUCUAGGCGAAAAAUGUGAUCAACUUAACCUCAAGUAUAUUAAAAAAUCUGAAGAAUUUGCUCCCCAGCAUAUAAGAGAACUUCUUCAAAUAGCUGCUUCAAAUUCCGAUACGGAUUGCGAAAAGCAUGUGGAGCAAUUUUUAAAUGGUAAAAUCGAUGUUCAAACAUUCCUGAAUAGCUACACUUGUUCGAAAAAGAUAAGCUCCGAGCGAAAAGCAAAAGAAGAACGAUUGGGUCAUCAACUCAGUGCUUUCGAAAGAGCGGGAAUCUAAAAAUUUAAUCGUAUCUCAAAUUAAUUAUUUAAAUGUGAAAUAUUAUCUUGUGUAAAAACCUCAUAAUGUUAUUGUCAUGAUCUGAUCUGGAUUAAAUUAUGAUUAAAAUAAACAAAAUUACACAGUUUCAAAAGUAAA
This is a messenger RNA of Episyrphus balteatus (marmalade hoverfly), 1276 nucleotides long. RefSeq names its product vacuolar protein sorting-associated protein 37A (gene Vsp37A). The transcript has 5 exons. The record is from RefSeq and is a predicted model, not a curated record. Lineage: Eukaryota; Metazoa; Arthropoda; Insecta; Diptera; Syrphidae. Gene Ontology annotation, biological process: ubiquitin-dependent protein catabolic process via the multivesicular body sorting pathway; protein targeting to membrane; protein targeting to vacuole. Gene Ontology annotation, cellular component: ESCRT I complex. Bases 191 to 1138 code for a protein of 315 amino acids.